CAACGAUGGCUUUCAGCACAAUUGUUUGUGAGUUUUCUUCACUUUAAAAAUCGAAAGCUUUUUGAGUUCGAAAUGAAUUUCAGCGACGAUCCACUUGCUGAUCUCCUGAGUGAUAAUAGUUUGGACAAUGACAGUUUCUUUGACGCUCCAGCCGGUGGCAGUGCAAAAAAAUUGCCCAAGUCAAACAAGGCCAAGGGAAAACUCGAGGAUCUUUUUGGCAUCAAGGAGGAAACAGAACCGGAGGCACAAAAUACUACAGCUAUUAAGCAAGCUAAUGCCAAAUCGACGGUAACUAGCACACCGCGCAUCGUCAAACAGAAGCCAUCGCUCUCCAUGGAUGAUGCCGAGGACGAUGACCUGGGAUUCGAUCCCAAGCGCCCCAAGAGCGGCGGUGGAGCAAGAAAGAAUCUCUUCGACGAUCUACUCGGCGCCGCAGAGCCCAAGCGUAACAUUUUCGAUGAAAUACUAAAUAGUAGCGAUGCUGCCACAAGCAAACGUCCAGCAACUGCGAAGCCCUCGAUGUCCCGCCAGUCGACGGACACAACGACAGACAAUUCACAGGCACGGCCCAAAACUGCAGCAGGAGCGGGCCGACGGAGUUCUGCCUCUGCCCAAUCGGCCAAUCUGAACACUGAUCCAUUGGGUCUGUUUGGCAGGGACAAGGAGACAAAUGUUACAGUUUCGGGUAUGUCCACGCCGGUGUCCAAGAAGCGUGGCACCGCUGACUGGCUGGGCCUGGUAAGCGUCGAGAUGGCCGCAACGCAUGCAACAGCCGACGAGGAGCUGGAACAUGUACAAACAGUGACCAAGGAGCCAGCACCAGCACAGGAUGUACUGCACAAGUCCGACUCCGUCGAUGUGGAUAUGGAACCACCACUGCCUGUGGUAGUUGCGCCUGCUGCUGCUGAUGCCACAACGCAAAAGAUUCUAAUGCUGAACAGCUUGAACUUGGAGAGCAGUCACAACUACAAUGCUCUGCAGCAGCAAGAGACUCAGCUAGCAAUUGCUGCCCAGAUGAAGAGUCAGGAGCGCGCUUUGGUGGAAAUGCAGCACAAACAGGAGACGCAGGAUCGCAAGUUUCAAGCGCUGCUGCAGCAGCAGCUUCAGCGCCAGCAGCAAAUGGAGGAGCACAUCAAGGCGCAACAGGAACGCAUCAAUGUGCAACUUCAGCUGAUGAUGACACAACCCAUUAUGGUGAAUGCAACGGCACGCAUGGAAACAGCGAAUGCAACUGCUGCGCAGGUGGAGAAGCUGCCACCUGUCGCAAAUGUUACACCGAGGGACGAAAGCAAGGAUCAGUUGCUGCUGCUGGAAACGGAUGCCAAGCGCAACGCACUUGAGAAGCAGCGAUUGGAGGAGCUGGUGGCUAACAUGAAAGUAAACUACGAACAGGAGAUUGAAAUGAUCGAGACCUCCUACAAAAAACAACUAAAGGUAUUGGAGCAGCAUUUGGCUGCUGUGGAGAAUCGCCUGAAGCUGGAGAACACCGAACUGAGAGAUUACUACAUGGGGAAACUGGAGAAACUGAAGAGCGACUAUGAGCUGCAGAUUUCCAGCUUGAAGCAGGACCACGAGGAUGAUAUGCGCCAGUUGCGCGGCUCCCAUGAAGCGGAUAUGGAGCGCAUAAGGCAAGCCAAUAUGCUGGAGCAGUCGGCGCUGCGGGAUCAUGGCAGCUACUUGGAAACGCUGCGAACGGCGUCCAGUGAUCUGCAAGAGCUGCGCGAGGGCAUCACAACGACCAAGGAGCGCGAACAGCAAUUGGAGGCACGGGAGCGUCGGCUGGCCGAUGCGGAGCGUCGCUUGAAGAUCAACGAGGAGGGCGCCGACGAGGAAAAGCGUCGCCUCAUGGAGCUGGUGAGCACACUAGAGCUGCAGAUGAAUCGCCUCUCCAAGGACACGGCCGAGGAAAACUGGCAGCUGCGUCAGCGCAUGGCCAGCAUUGAGUCCGAGAAGAAGGCAUUCGAGCUGGAGAAGCAGUUCCAUCGCGAGCAAAUGGAACGCGACGAGAAGCGAAUCGAGGAACUGAAAACGUUUCAGUUAGCAGAGAUUGAGCGUAUGCAGCUGGAUGUGCAGCAGGAACGCACACGGCUCGUAGUUGAGCAACAGAAACUGGAGAUGCAGCACAAGCUGCACGAGCAGGGCGAUUUGGACAAGGAGCGAUUGGAGCUGGAAGCACAGCUGCAGGUGGCUCGAGAUGCCAUCAAGCGGGCAGAUGAGCAGCGGGAUCGAUGUCACAAGCAGCAGCGGGAGCUGGAGCAGCGCAAGCGCCUGCUGCUGGAUAAAGAGAAUACGCUCAAUGUCAAGGAGGAUGAGGUGGUGCAGGCAUCCACUGCCUAUCGUCUAGCUAUCAAGCGUGCACAUCUGGCCGAGCACAAGGCCCAGGAGUCCGAGCAACUACUCAAUGCCAAGCUGCAGCUGAUGAGCACUCGCGCGCACGAGUUGAGCGAGAAGGAGGCACAGCUGUCGCAGGAGCGCAUGCUGCUUACCCAAGAUCGGCUCGCCCUGCAGAAGAUGAAGCAGCAGAUUGGCCAAAGCAAGUGCGCCCUCUGCAAAAUGGGCGUCGAGAAUGUGGAAUUUUCACAACGCAUCGCUGCUAGCCACAGCAAAGGUAGCCAACCGCAACCCAAGUCUCAGUUAGAGGACAUGAGCGUCAGUCAACCGGCAGCAAUGCUAGCAGGCGAUAUUGUGGAUCGUAUGUUGGACGAGAAUAUCGAGGCCUCAUAUCGUAGAAUGUAUAAUUUGCCGGGCAAUGGCGCUUUGGACUAUUGGACAACUGUUGGCCUCGAUGAUGAUUCCAAAAAACUGGCCAUGGACAAUGGCAAUACUUUGGAGAUUGAAGAUUUAGUCUUCGCUAAUCUUAAUAUCAACUGAAUUUUAAAUUUAAAGCUAUUAAUCGAUGAAUAUCGUACACGUUUUAUAACCUAUCGAACAAAAAUAAAUCGAUAUAUGACUUGAUAGUGUGUACCUAAACUUUAAAUAUAAG
This is a messenger RNA of Drosophila grimshawi, 2983 nucleotides long. It is a transcript of the gene twy, whose product is annotated as fas-binding factor 1. Gene Ontology annotation, cellular component: ciliary basal body; centriole; ciliary transition fiber. The record is from RefSeq and is a predicted model, not a curated record. Gene Ontology annotation, biological process: establishment of epithelial cell polarity; cilium assembly. The transcript has 2 exons. The coding region runs from base 73 to 2871 and encodes 932 amino acids. Lineage: Eukaryota; Metazoa; Arthropoda; Insecta; Diptera; Drosophilidae.